AUGCUCAGUGAUACCGAGCGUGGUUUCAAGGACCCUGAUUAUCGCAAAAGGCGAAUGAUGUUCGCUGACAUUGCUUUGAACUAUAAACAUGGCGAACCAAUUCCUCGCAUUGACUAUACCGAAAGUGAAAAGAAGACUUGGGGCAUUAUUUAUCGCAAACUUCGCGAGCUGCACAAGAAGUGGAUUUUAUCGCAUUUAGUUCAUUAA
Molecule: messenger RNA, 207 nt
Organism: Strongylus vulgaris
Lineage: Eukaryota; Metazoa; Nematoda; Chromadorea; Rhabditida; Strongylidae
Source: the annotation of a GenBank genome assembly